This is a messenger RNA of Thermochaetoides thermophila DSM 1495, 693 nucleotides long. RefSeq lists its product as uncharacterized. The transcript has 2 exons. Gene Ontology annotation, molecular function: oxidoreductase activity. The record is from RefSeq and is a predicted model, not a curated record. Lineage: Eukaryota; Fungi; Ascomycota; Sordariomycetes; Sordariales; Chaetomiaceae. Bases 1 to 693 code for a protein of 230 amino acids.
AUGACCAAUUUCAACAUCAAGAUCGUCUCCGAUGCAAUCUGCCCAUGGUGCUACUUGGGCAAAAAACGCCUGGAGCGCGCCAUCGAGCUAUAUAAAAAAGACGUCCCGGGCGGCGCCAACGACACCUUCACCAUCUCCUGGCACCCCUUCUACCUCGACCCAACCCUCCCCAAAACCGGCAUCGACCGCAACGUGCACCUGGCCAAAAAGUUUGGCCCCGAGCGCAUGGCGAUGGCGACAGCCCACCUCAAAGCCCUAGGCGAAGCCGAGGGCAUCAAGUUCUCCCUGCAGGGUAAGAUCGGCAACACGCGCGACGCGCACCGGCUUGUGCAGCUGGCCAAGACGAAGUCGAGCGAGACGGAGAGUCGGUUGAUUUCGACGCUGUUUAAAGCGCAUUUUGAGGAGGAUGCGGAUAUCACAUCGUCAGAUGUUCUGGUUUCGAUUGGGGAGAAGGCGGGACUGGAUAGGACUGAAGUGAGGGAGUGGCUUGAUCAGGGGAAGGGCGGCCUAGAGGUUGACAGGGAGGUUGAGGAGGCGUAUGAGAAGGGCAUUAGUGGAGUGCCCAACUUUACGAUUAAUGGCCGGUAUGAGAUCCAGGGCGCGCAGGACGCGCAGAAGUUCCUGGAGGUGUUUCAGCGCGUCAAGAAGGCUGAGUCGGCGGUUAGCACGUCUGCUGAAGGGGUUUCCUGCUAG